Molecule: messenger RNA, 1312 nt
Organism: Anopheles arabiensis
Lineage: Eukaryota; Metazoa; Arthropoda; Insecta; Diptera; Culicidae
Product: microfibril-associated glycoprotein 4-like
Exons: 2
Coding region: 147-1256 (369 amino acids)
Source: RefSeq, a predicted model, not a curated record
CAUGCGGUUAAUCCCAAAAGGAUGCGGUUUUUUGUUGUUGUUUGAUUGCGUCGUUGAUCCACUCUUUCGUAUAAAAGCGACACUUCCACACGCUCUUUAAGUAAGUUUCGUUGUGAAGUGUUGUCGGAAGCGAGUACAAAAUAAAAAUGCGAACCAAAUUAUCGCUUUUUCUGCUGUGCUUCUGCCACACUGCUCUGGCCACGGUGAGCGUCGCAGCAAAUGCAUCCGUUCCGGCAACGGCACCAUCCGGAUUUGGCUUCGAAAUGUUGCUGGCAAAGUUGACCUCCCUCGAGUACCAUUUCAUCGAGAAGCAGCUACAGUCCGAGGAGAGGAUCACCACUCUAAGCACCCGCAUCGAUAGUCUCGUAAAGGCGGUGGAAAACUUAGCCUGGAUUGCGCAGCAAACCGCCACAACGGUCACGCUGCUCGGGCUGAGCGACCAGCACGCGCAGCAAAACUUUACCGUCCUGCAGCGCGAUGUUACCGAGCUGCUGGCCAAACAGCACCAUCUCGUAACGAAGGACCAGCUUGGCGAGUAUUUGCUGAAGCGUAACGCAACCUGCAGCAUGGCGCCCGCUUUGCCGCUCUCCGGUGAUAAGCAGUCGGCGGCGUAUCCGUCCUGCGGCAAGGUCCCGUUCGCAGUGUCCGGUGUGUACCAGAUACGGCCCGAGUUUCCCUUCAAGGAACCGAUCACGGUGCGGUGCGACCAGGAGUACGAGUCGGGCGGGUGGGUUGUGAUUCAGCAGCGGUUCGACGGUUCGGUCAACUUCUACCGGGCCUGGGACGAGUACUACGAAGGGUUCGGCAAUCUGAACGGCGAGUUUUGGCUGGGCCUGGGGCACAUCCAUCAGCUAACCGAGUCGGCACCGCACGAGCUGGCGAUCCUGCUGGAGGAUUUCGAGGGCAACCGGACGGUGGCCCGGUACGAGCGGUUUGCGAUCGGCAAUGUGGGCCAAAAGUUUGCGCUGCUCGUAAUUGACGGCUACAGCGGUACGGCCGGCGACUCGUUGAGCGAUUUGAAGGGGAUGCCCUUUACGACGAAAGAUGAGGACCGAGAUGCAUCGAAUGAGAACUGUGCGGUCACCUACACUGGCGCAUGGUGGUAUAGAGCCUGCCAUCAAAGCAACUUGAACGGAAAGUAUUUGCGAGGUGAAACGAAAGAGUUCGCCACGAGCAUGGUUUGGAAAUCGUUCCGUGGGUACCAUUACUCGCUCAAGUCGUCGAAGAUGAUGAUAAGACCGAAGUUAAUGACAUGAUAUCAAUGUUUAUUUAAAAUAAAACUCAAUUGGCAAACUUUCAGAAAAUUAAAAAA